AUGACUAGCAUGAACGUAUUGUCUGUGUGCGUCAUUCACAAAAUAUUGUCUUACCUUAGUUUUCAAGAAGCAGCCAAGUUGAGCCUUGUCUCGAAAACAUGGCUACAGGCUUGGUUAGCUCAUCCCAACUUGGAAUUCGCCUUUCCUUAUGGUCUAGGCGAUGAUAAAAUAGUGGAUCAAGUCAUGGAGAGAUACUGCCAAACAAAAACCCCUAUUGAAAAGUUUCAACUUUCUAUUUCAAUUCCUGUGUUUCAUUGUCGUAUUGUUUUUCCUCAGAUAGAUAAGUGGCUCCGCAUUCCUCUUCAGAAUGGUAUAAAAGAUUUAACUUGUGAGGUUUAUGAACCCUCAUACCCCUUCCCUAUUUUCACAUUCUUGACAACAAAUUCUUCAAGACAAUUGGUUCUCUUAGGAUGUAAUCUCAUGGUUCAUUCAUUAUCUACUGUUACUACUACUCAACUUGCAAGCUCUCAUUCUUUGAGAAAGCUUUCUCUAACUCAAGUUCAAUUAGACGACAACAUGCUUCGAGCAAUGCUCAAUUGUUGUCCCUUGAUUGAUGAUUUCAUCAUUGAGCAUUGUCAUUCAUUGACAAAUAUUGAGCUGCAGAAUCUUCAAAAUAUCAAGUCAGUCUCUAUUAGUUGCUACGAGAACCAGAGUGUUAAAAUCCAAGCACCAACUCUACAACACUUGUUUUAUUUUGGGUGUUGUUGGAAAAAAUCCCCUAUAUUGGACAUUGUAGAAUGUCAAAAUCUAAAAUUUUUACAGCUAGCAGAUAUGUGGAUAUCUGAAGGAUUUCUCCAACACCUUAUUUCUACAUCUCAAUUCCUUGAGAAUUUGGCAUUAGUUAACGUUUCUACAAGGUUGGAAAGGUUCAAAAUUUGUGGGAGUCAAUCCCUAAAGCUCUUGACUAUUGACAAUUGUAAUGGAUUAUGGGAGAUUGAUGCUCCAAAUUUGGUAUCACUCGAGUAUGAUGGAGAUUUGAUUCCUCAGCUUAAAAUUGCAAAAGAGUCUCACCAAUUGAAAAAUUCACGAAUAAGUCAUCAUAGGUUGAAAAAUUUGAAUGUUGCAUGGUUUGGUGAGUUGAGGGAAAUUCUAUCAAAGUCGACCUCUUGGUCUCUAGUUUUCCUUAGAUUUUGGGAAUGCAAUGAGAUCAACACAAACGAUUUGGUACUGCACCAUACAGUUGCAACCCCAAAGUGA
This is a messenger RNA of Solanum verrucosum, 1197 nucleotides long. RefSeq names its product FBD-associated F-box protein At3g52670-like. The coding region runs from base 1 to 1197 and encodes 398 amino acids. Gene Ontology annotation, molecular function: protein binding. The transcript has a single exon. Lineage: Eukaryota; Viridiplantae; Streptophyta; Magnoliopsida; Solanales; Solanaceae. The record is from RefSeq and is a predicted model, not a curated record.